AUGGUAGAGUUUGUUGUGAAAGUUUAUGCACCAUUCUGGUUUCUUGUAAAGAGCCAGCCACAAGCAAUUCAUGGAAGUAGACACGUUUUUAAGUAUAUUUGCUGGAUACGCGAACUAUCAAAUGCUGUUCAAGCCAUUAUACGUUCAGCUAUAGAAAAUAAUGCAUAUUAUUUUCACCCAGAAAAUAUAUUAUUAGCCAUGAUAACCGACGCUGAUCCAGAGAUACGUAAUGAUGGGUACGAAAAAAUCAAAACAGCACGUCAAUAUCCACCAGCAGGGCUUCGCGUGUUCAAGGUCCCAAAGCGUGGCGUAAUAAACUUUGAAAGUAAGUCGUAUGUCAGCAUGAUCGAUUGGAGUCAGUUUAAGAUUACGGAACCCCCUUGUGUGCAGUUCUACCCAGAUAGUGAACUUACAAUGUUUCAAUUUUCGGAAAAUGAAGUGAUAAAUAUCCCAGAGUUCCUCUGUCAUUCCCAGAAUACCGAACGGUUUGUGCGUGUUGUUAGUGAGUCUGCAAGUGCUGUCACUGAUGAAAAGCGCCUGGGCCACAUUUUUGCAAAAUUAGAAAGCCGAGACCAAUAUAAAAGCCUUGAUUCGCGCCAAAAUUUGCUUAAGUAGCAAUAAAUAUUGUAAGUGAAAUAACUUUUUUGUUGAUUAUUUUAGUAAUAUAGUUUGAAGGCAACAUUUUCUUGAAUUUUUAAGUA
Molecule: messenger RNA, 701 nt
Organism: Rhagoletis pomonella (apple maggot)
Lineage: Eukaryota; Metazoa; Arthropoda; Insecta; Diptera; Tephritidae
Exons: 2
Coding region: 1-615 (204 amino acids)
Source: RefSeq, a predicted model, not a curated record